Salvia hispanica is the source of this 1278-nucleotide messenger RNA. It is a transcript of the gene PAP2, whose product is annotated as phytochrome-associated protein 2. Gene Ontology annotation, biological process: regulation of DNA-templated transcription. Lineage: Eukaryota; Viridiplantae; Streptophyta; Magnoliopsida; Lamiales; Lamiaceae. The record is from RefSeq and is a predicted model, not a curated record. Gene Ontology annotation, cellular component: nucleus.
CAAAAACCAGACCUCUCUUUUUUCAGGCACCCAAAACCUCUCCUUUCCAAACAAUUCUCUCUCUCUCUCUCUACACAGCUCCAUCUCUCUCUAGCUACUCUCUGAAACACUUGUUCGCCAUAAUUCCACUUUAAUUUCGUCCCUCACUGAAAAAAUUGAGAAAUUUUUUGAUGUCUAUACCUAAAGAGCAUGACUACAUAGGGUUAUCGGAGCCGCUGCCGUCGGAGAAAAGCUCCGAUAAAAUUACGGCGGCGGCGGCCUCGAAUGUGGGGAGAAAUGGUGUUUUCAGCCUAAAAGAGACCGAGCUCCGGCUGGGAUUGCCGGGGUCGGAAGCGCCGGAGAGGAAGGGCGGAAUCGGAAUCGGAAUUGGAAUUGGAAUUGGAAUUGGGGGUUCCCUGUGCGUGAAAAGCGGCGCGAAGAGGGGAUUCUCCGAUGCUAUAAAUGGCGCUGGGAAAUGGGGAUUGUCGAUUAAUGGCGGAUCUGAGGUUGAUUUGGGGGAAAAAGGUGGUUUGAAUGGGAGCUCUGUGAAGCAGGAGAUUCCGCCUGUUGAGGAGAGGAAGAAUGAAGCUGCUGCUAACACUGCCCCUGCUUCAAAGGCACAAGUAGUAGGAUGGCCACCAAUUCGAUCAUUCCGGAAGAACUCCCUAGCCACGAAUACACCGAAGAAGGAAGAUGUUGGUGGGAAGUCGGGGACGGGGACGGGCUGCCUGUACGUUAAGGUCAGCAUGGAUGGUGCUCCGUACUUGAGGAAGAUCGAUCUCAAGACUUACUGCAGCUACACGGAGAUUUCGUCUGCUCUAGAGAAGAUGUUCAGCUGUUUCACCAUAGGACAAUGCGGGCAGGGGCUAGCAGCGAAAGAGCAUAUCAGCGAGAGCCACUUGAUGGAUCUGCUCCACGGCUCUGAAUACGUGCUGACUUAUGAAGAUAAGGACGGGGAUUGGAUGCUCGUUGGAGAUGUUCCGUGGGAGAUGUUCACGGAUUCGUGCAGGAGGCUGAGGAUCAUGAAAGGCUCGGAUGCCAUCGGGUUAGCUCCAAGAACCAUGCAGAAGUGCAAGAGUCAAAAUUAGGGCAGAGAAGCAAUGAGGAAAAACUGAAAAUAUCGGAUUUUCUAAGGGUUUUCUCUCUUCCCUUUCUUUCUGCUUUAACCUUAUUAGUAGAUUUGUAAUGGAAGUGCUGCAGACUAUAAUAUUUUGCCACUAAUGUGUCUUUUUUCCAAAAUUGUAUGUAUAAAUUAAGUUCUCUUAAAUCCCAAGUGUUGGUCUUACUGAUUUUAUCUUA